Molecule: messenger RNA, 2072 nt
Organism: Limulus polyphemus (Atlantic horseshoe crab)
Lineage: Eukaryota; Metazoa; Arthropoda; Merostomata; Xiphosura; Limulidae
Exons: 1
Coding region: 152-1327 (391 amino acids)
Source: RefSeq, a predicted model, not a curated record
UGGCUUUGCGAUUCUGUGAAAUCAGUAAGAUUUUCCUGUUGAAUUUUAAUAUAGUAUUAGCAAAUCUAACGUUUUAGUUAUAAUAUUGCAUUGGAGUGCAUUUCAAGUACCAUUUAUUUGCUUAUAGACUAUAUUAAUCUUCGUUUGUAAAAUGAAUACAAACUUUCUAUCGUGUUCGUUUUUGAUAAGCAUAUCGUUUUUCUGUUUUAUUUACAAAGCAACUGCGAGUGAUAUUAUUGAUAAUGAUAAGCCGAGAUAUCGCAGGUUUAGUGGGAUCCCCUUGGAAUCUACUUCACCAGUAGCGGAUAGUGCAAAAGAAUGCAGAUUUUGGACUGAGGUAGCAAAAAGUAGCCUUCUUCCUCCCCCUUUGAAGGAUUUUUCUAUAUCAUUUGGCUGUACAAGAAACGUACUGUGUACUGGAAUAAACUGUUCAGGAAAAUACAGCAAUACUACGUUCAAUUUUGGCUUGGCUAUUAAUACAUGUAAUGGUCCACUGAGUGUAAGUAUAUUUGGAAACAUACCUGUGCUUGGAGCUAAAUGGAAUAAAACACUAACACGUGGGGACACACUUGACAUUGCAGAAGAAGGUAUCCAUUUGAGUACGUUGGGCUUAACCCUCAAGCCAAAAUUAAAGUUUGGGAUGACUCCAGCUGGAAAUGAAUUAGUGGUGAAUUUAAAGGAAUACACAGAAAGCAGUGUUGAGCAUGGGUUGUUUUUACCGAAGAAUUUCAGUAUUUUACACAACUUGAGAAUUCCUUUACCAGAUUGCUCUCGAAAAUCUGUUAAUUAUCCCGUAUCUUCCCAGUCAACAUCAAGUCGAUCAAAGAGUAAUCAGAAAGCUGUCAAUAAGAUUGAGGACUCUCACCAGAAAGCAUUUUUAUAUCUUACCAAAACACAUAUGAAUGAAAAAAAAUGUGAUAUUGGAGACAUGGAUGCUUGUGACGAUUAUGAAAUAUGCGAGCAAAAGGCCUAUAAUUCUCAAAAAGGAAUCUGUCGCUGUCAGUAUGGUUAUCAGCGAAAACAAAAUGGAAGCUGUACGCUAACAGAAGAAACUCCAACCGAUACUACAGUAGUGACUGUUAUCAACGUGGAACCUGAAAAUUCAACCUCCAAACUUGAUUCGAGUGCUACAGCCAGUUCAUCUCUUAACCUGAUUCUAACGGCCACUCUUGUUCCUCUUCUGGUAAUUGUUCUGUUGUCAGCUUCCAUAUAUGCCCUUGUGCGUUACAAACUGUGCCAGCCACUGCCCAGAAGACUUCGAGUCAGAGCAUCUGAACACAUGCUCCUUGAUCAAGACGAUGAAGAACUGCAAAAUCCUGCAAGCUAAGUUUAAUCUCAAGAAAAAUAGAAGUUAAAAGAUAUCAUGAGUUUAUUUCAUUAAGUUUGUAUAUGUUGUUAAAAAAAUGCUUGCUCUAAGUUGAUCUUGAUGCAAAAUUUAGUAUUAGAGUUUCCAGAUAAACCUUGGAGAGUGGUUUGUAUUAUUAAAGAAAAUAUCACUUUGUGUAAUUAGAGCCUUUUCCUUGUAAAUUGAUAUGAAUUUUAUUGUUUUUAUAUUGCAAACCCUGAAACUUACCCCUAUAAUUAUGUAGUUUUUUUUUUGUAUUUAAAUUUUUAUUUUUCACCCAAUUGUUCAAGGAUACUUCGAUGAAAAAUGUUUCUACUUUAGUAAGGAGUUAUAUGGUGAUUUUAUUUGUCUUUGUUGCUUACCAGAUAGAUGUUAAUAGAUAAAAGCUUGUAUUUUCUGCAAAAUGUAUGCAUAGUUUUGAGUAUGAUGAGUUUGUUUACCAUCCAGUUCUUCUCGUGUAAACUGGACACGUUAUCUAUUGGCUAGGAUCAGAGUUCAAGAGUUUAUAACAGUCGUUGUAGACUUAUUCAUGUGACAUCACAAAGCCUUAAUGGUUGUUUUCUCACACCAUUCUCGAGAUGCAACUCUGCAAUUUACUUAUAUAAGUGUCAUUUUGCAUAAAGUUGAAACUUAAAUUGCUUAGAAUUUAUUGUUAAUAUUUUUAUUACAAAAUAAGCAUUUAUCAGUGUAUGGUUUAGAAGGUCAAAAUAAAAAUGUAUAUGCAUUA